CAAUUUCCCACAAGUCAUUGCAGGCCACGUCCGCAGCCGCCAUAGAAUUUUGGUUUUGAACGUGGUACACGUACCUAGCAGUCAAAAUGAAUAUUUUCAGACUAUGUGGGGAUAUGUCCCAUUUGGCUGCAAUCAUAAUUUUGUUAUUGAAGAUGUGGAAGACUCGUUCUGUUGCUGGUAUUUCUGGUAAAAGUCAGAUUUUGUUUGCUACAGUCUUCACAGCAAGAUACUUGGAUCUCUUCACAUCUUUUAUUUCUAUCUAUAACACCUGUAUGAAAGUGUUUUUCAUCGGAACAGUAUAUUUCACCAUUUAUUUGAUAUACAUGAAGUUCAAAGCUACGUAUGACAGCAAUCAUGACUCCUUUCGUGUGGAGUUCCUUAUAGUACCUGUUGGAGGUCUAGCCUUUCUUGUAAAUCAUGAGUUUGCCCCACUUGAGAUUAUAUGGACAUUUUCCAUCUACUUGGAGUCUGUUGCCAUCCUGCCCCAGUUAUUUAUGAUCAGUAAGACUGGGGAGGCAGAAACAAUUACCAGCCAUUACCUGUUUGCCUUGGGAUCAUACCGUGCCCUGUAUUUGUGUAACUGGAUCUACAGAUAUUACGCUGAGGGAUUCUUCGAUCUUAUCGCAGUGGUAGCUGGUGUAGUACAGACAAUAUUGUAUUGUGACUUCUUUUAUCUUUAUAUUACAAAGGGAAAGGGCUCUCUGCUGUUUACAAAUAAUGAGAUUGUUUUCAAGGAAUCCCCUUUGCUGGAAGUUUAAACAGUCACACUUUAAUGAAAGGCAAGAAGAUAUCUUUACCAGCCUAAACCUUAGAUACUGACUAAAGUCAUGGACCAUUAUGAUAAUUCUGACUUUUUUAUUUUGGGAAGUUAGGAACCAUUUCUAAUAUUUUGCAUGCGUGAGAAAGUGAGCGAUUACUGGUGCUUUUUUUUUUUUGGUUGUCAAUGAAAAGUUGAUCAACACCAGAUGCAUGGAUACAGAAGAUUGUGCCAAUUGAUUGUUGUACAGAUUAAACCAGGGUUUAGAGAUUUUCAUGCUACUCAUAGAGAUCUAAAAAUUUGACAAUAUGAAUCGUGGGGUUAUUCUAAAAAUUUAUAAUUAAUUUAUUUUAAUUAUGAAGGCUUGGCUAUUUCAUUAAAUUUUUUUUCACAUGCCUUUAAUAAGUUAUCUGGAAAAAAAAACGGCUUCUCUCAUCCUACUUCAAUAUUUGAUAAUAGAAAAUAAAGGGAGGGUCUACUCUAGAUAGAAUAUAUUUAGCGUUUGCACAGGAACUAGCAAUUGCAUUGUGGUAAUCCUCUAUAUAGAUUUACAUUUUACAAUUUGGCCAAGUUCCAUAAAGCCAGAUGCUGUUUUACUGUUAAAGAAAGGUCAUGUGACUUUAGAGAUAGGUAGAGUUAGUCCAUACAUUUGCCAUAUUCAUCAAAUGAAUUAAAAUUGUAAACAAAAUUUAUUUAUAAUAAUGAAUAUAAAAUGUAGCAAAUGGCAUUGAGUACAAAGAGUUUAAAUACAUUGUUGAACUUUCGACAUCUAGUUAAAAAUUAGAGAGAUUAACUUCAUCUUUUAAAGGAUGAAGAAUAAUGUAUUCUCUAAUAAAUUAGUGUUAUAUCUAUUAUUGCUGCAAAACGGUGAUACCUGUGGCUUUAUAGGUCUUCCACCAGCCCAAAAAUAGACAAAAAAUGUGAUUCCUGUGGCUUUAUAGAUCUUCCACCAGCCAAAAAUAGCCCAAAAAUGUUUCUGUCUAAUUUUAUACCCCACGACUUUUAUUUUGAAAAUCAGCAGGUUUAAGUUGUGUUCCUAUUACACAUGAUACAAGGUGAUCUUUAAUUUGAUGACAAACGUUCAAAGAUGUAUUUAGACUUCUUGACAAAUUUGAAAUGAUGAGAUAUAUUGUGCAACUUGUUUAGAAAUAUGGAAUCAAUUUAUGAUGGAAAAACAGUUAUAUAUAUUUUUUUAUGUACAUCUUUUACAUAUUCUUUGACUAUUGCAUGCAUUAAUAAGUGGAAUUUUUUAUGGAGUCAAUGCUUUGAUUAUAUUAAGUGUAUAACUAUAAAAACUUGGUAACACAAUACAUAAAUAUAUGAUAAUACAUUUUUGAAUGGUAAUUUGAAAUAUAAUUCAUAGAGUUAUUCAUUAUGAAAGAUUGUUUUAGAUGUAUGUUUGAAUUUAGAAUGUUAAAGAGUUUUAUGUAAGUUUUGUUAAAGCUUUGUUGGUAUAAAGUGUUGAAGCUAUAUUCUUUUAUCUUUUCACCUUUUCUGAUUUUGUACACAGUUUAAAAAUACCAUUGAAAUGUUAUUAUUUGAUUAAUGAACUAAGUAGCUGUGUGACUUAUGCACAUAGUAAGAUAUAACAAGCAUGUAUUGCCAGAACAGAAAUUAAGUGAAAAAUAUUUUACUGAGCAACUUGAGUUUUACUGUAAAACCCAGUUGCAAAAAGUGCAUUAAAACAAUAAGUUCAAAUGAAUAUGUAUAUUCAAACAUGGUGUAGCACAACUUUUAUGAAAUCCAUUUUAAUACACCUACAUGUAUGAACAUUGAACAUUUCCUUUCAAAUAUUAAUUCAAGAGUGAACCAUGCCAGUUACAUUUGAUAGCAAAUCCAAGUUGUUUAUCAAUGUCAAUUAUCUGCUUGUAGCAUUUGCAGUUUGUUUAAAUGCUAAAUUGACAACUUUUUAACUGCUGAAAGAAUUUUUUAAAUUGUUAUUAAAGGAAGAUUUUGUUUUAAUGAAUCGUCGGAUCUCUAUAUUUUCUUUGUUUCUGAAUUAACAAAAUUGAUGCCAGUGGGGUAAUGCGAUAUUUUUAGGCGAAUGGAUCGGUAAUGUAGAUAGAUGGAUGUAUCAAAUGACGAAAUAAUGUCUGUUUGUAUAGAUCUUAUCACUCCAUUGAUAAAUAUCAGUAAUCAGUUCACAUAGAUCAAGACCUAUUGAUUUAGGUAAUAACUGUAUUGUAUGCAAAGCCUUAAAGAUUUAUAUCACAAUUUUUACUGUUGCAAAUUUGGUAACCUAGCUAUGUGUGUUGGAUUUCAUGAUUCAUUAUGUCAACUCUUCCCAUGUAGGCCCUUAAUUACAAUUUAUGGAUGAACUUUUUCAUAGAAUGUUAUUUAGUCACAUCUAAUGAAACAGAUUAAGUUAGAAUUUGAUAUGUAUAGAGUCACAGUCUAAUCUUGCAAUUUUAUUAGUUACUUUGACAGGGUAUAUGAGCCCAUAUUAAGGAAUAUGGUUGUCUUAGUUCUUAGAUGUUAUAAUAUUGUCUUGCCUAAUUCAAAUGUCUCUCCAAAUGUGUUUUGUUUUUUUGUUGCAAGCAAUUACCUGUGUACAUAAAUAAAAAACAGUCGUGGUACUUUUUUGUGAAAACAAAAUAAGCUUUUCAUUGGUAAAAACCAGUGUCCAUUUUCAUCAUCAGGACUUGUUAUUUCUUCUUUCCUUCUCAGAACAAUCUUAAAUAAAAAGUUCAAAAUGUAUAUUGCAUUGCCAUGUGACUUUACAAAAAGUGCUAACUACAUUUGGUAGGAGAGAAUGACAACUUUUUAUCGUGUUUCAAGUGCAAUUGUAUGAAAGAGAAUGAAGUCAUUAUAAAGUUUGUGUAAAUAGCAUCGUAAUGUAUUAAUAUGUGAAUAAAAUAUCACAAGUUUUA
Molecule: messenger RNA, 3627 nt
Organism: Mytilus californianus (California mussel)
Lineage: Eukaryota; Metazoa; Mollusca; Bivalvia; Mytilida; Mytilidae
Product: ER lumen protein-retaining receptor 2
Exons: 5
Coding region: 87-758 (223 amino acids)
Biological process (GO): endoplasmic reticulum to Golgi vesicle-mediated transport; protein retention in ER lumen
Cellular component (GO): endoplasmic reticulum; membrane; cis-Golgi network
Molecular function (GO): ER lumen protein retrieval receptor activity
Source: RefSeq, a predicted model, not a curated record